AUGACAGAGGUAGCCGAUGCGAAGUCUGCCAGCUCAUCCACCAAAAGUCCCGGUACUGCCAGCGAAGUCGUCGGUUCCAACAAAAACUAUGGUGGUGGUGGUGUCGUCGUGGUCGAGAUCUUCUCGAAGCUGAGGAAGGCACGGUCACGAUCAAUCGAGGCAGCAGUCGAGUGUGAUAAGGGUUACAGACUGGCCUUGCCACAAGGGGUCACCCGCCUGCGGGACACUGACCCUUCUCUCCAAGUCGACUCUGCCCUCGGUACCUAUUUAAGAUCCAAUCAGUCUCACGAGUUGAUAGCUGUAGCCUUGGCUAAACCAGCGGUGAGCCAAUCUGGCAUACCCAGGCCACCUUCGGGCAAGGGUAUACGUAGGCAAGGGAGGGCUAUGCACUUCGGUGCUGACACUUGCCGUUUCACUCGCCAAUCCUGUCCCUUCGGUAGGGAUUGCCGUUAUCGUAAACAUUUCGGUGACCCCCAAUCUAAGCUUUAUUGGCAGAACGGUCAAGGUGGGGAGAAGGACAGUAGCUUCGGGUCUGAUAAACGCCCUAGGACUGGGCAGGUGAAGGAUGAACCAUCAAGGAAGAACCCUAAGGACCAAUAG
Perkinsus marinus ATCC 50983 is the source of this 600-nucleotide messenger RNA. RefSeq lists its product as hypothetical. The coding region runs from base 1 to 600 and encodes 199 amino acids. The record is from RefSeq and is a predicted model, not a curated record. Lineage: Eukaryota; Perkinsozoa; Perkinsida; Perkinsidae. The transcript has 2 exons.